AUGAUGAGUGACAAUGAGCUAGAUAAAGCCUAUCAUAAUCUGGGUAUGGCAGCAGAGACUCUUUCAGUAGCAAUAGGUCUUGAAGAGAAGGAUAAAAAGUUAGUAAUGGGUGGUAUCGAUGUUGAUGAUGCUAGUCUUAGUAGUAGUAGAGGGUUAAUAGGGAAAUACCCUAUAGGUUGGGAGGCUAGGAUCAUACAUAUGGAGGAAAAGGAUAGGGUACAUAAAGAGAAGAUGAGAGCUGAACAAAAGGAAAGGGAAAAGAGGAUAUUGGCACGAUAUGAACUAGAGAAGGAGAAGAAAGCAGAAUGGAAGAAGACUAUGUUGAAGUCAGUUGAAGCUAAGGAGAUAGCAUCUAGACAAGUACACUUUAAAUGGAGACAACAUCAUGUUGCUGCUUCCAAUCCUACUACUACUACUACUACUAAAGUAGUAGGAAGAGGAGGAGGAGGUCGAGGAGGAGAACAACACCAGAUUGUUGAGUCUGGGAAGAAGGGGAGAGUUAUGGUAAUAUUGGAUAAAAGGAGGAGGAGUCGAUGGGAUGAUGAUGAUGAUGACCAUGACACAAUACAUACAAUAGAUGAUAAUGAGCAUCAUAAUGAGCUUACUCCAGAGAACAUACUCGAUGCUUU
Messenger RNA from Perkinsus marinus ATCC 50983, 629 nucleotides. RefSeq lists its product as hypothetical. Lineage: Eukaryota; Perkinsozoa; Perkinsida; Perkinsidae. The record is from RefSeq and is a predicted model, not a curated record. The annotation marks the transcript as partial. The transcript has 6 exons.